Molecule: messenger RNA, 2911 nt
Organism: Nerophis ophidion (straightnose pipefish)
Lineage: Eukaryota; Metazoa; Chordata; Actinopteri; Syngnathiformes; Syngnathidae
Product: zinc finger protein 180-like
Exons: 2
Coding region: 316-1551 (411 amino acids)
Biological process (GO): regulation of transcription by RNA polymerase II
Molecular function (GO): DNA-binding transcription factor activity, RNA polymerase II-specific; RNA polymerase II cis-regulatory region sequence-specific DNA binding
Source: RefSeq, a predicted model, not a curated record
AGCAGCAGAAGAGAGCAGUACUGCCUUGUAACGUCAAGUGUGCAGCACAUGGACGGAGAAAGACAGUCUUAUUAUUUGUUAUCCAGUUUAUAAUAUUUACGGCGCAUAAAAUACAUCUGUGAUUCAUUAUGUAAGGAUAAAGUGGUCUCGAUGCGCUAGAAGCACUGUGCCGCUUCUCGUGCUAUCUUUGCUUGUUAGUUAGCUUAGCUGGCUAGUUAGCUUAGCUUGUUAGCUGCUAACAGAAGACACAGAAGUUAUCAACACAUCGCUAAGUAGAGAUCAAGUGUGAGAGUAAAGUGUUGUGAUUGUGUGAAAAUGUGCGAAAGUAGGAUAGCAAAGUAUGAGGAGGAACUUUGUCCAACAAAAGAGGAGAAGGAGCGACAACAUCAACUACUGGACGCUGUUUUCAAGAAACAUCAAGUUGUGUUACACAGAACAGACAUCGAUGAAGAACAUCUUCCUCAUGAGGAGGAGGAGGAACCACAGUCCCCCCACAUACACGAGGAAGAAAAGGUACCACAUUCCCAACACAUCAAAGAAAAAGGAGAGGAGUCAAAGCCCCCCCACAUUAAAGAGGAAGACGAGACGCCACAGACCCAUAAUGUUAAACUGACCCUUCACAUUAAAGGGCAAGCGGAGGACCCACUCAUCUUACACAUCAAAAAGGAAGAGGAGGACCUACUGACCCCUUACUUUAAGGAGCAAAAGAACCAGCUGAUCCCUCACAUUAAAAGGAAAGAGGAAGAAGAGGACCAAGAGGCGCCGCACAUUAAAGAGGAAGAGGAGGAAGAGGGCAUCAGUCAGCCUAAAUGGUUGGAGGAGUUCCCAGUGACUGGUGUCCCUGUGAAGAGUGAAGAUGAUGAGGUGAAAGGUGAAAGUGAGGAGAGGGGAGGGGGGGAGCCUCCAAGCAGCAGCUCAACACAACACAUGACAACAGAAGCUGAUGGAGACCACUGUGGAGGAUCACAAGCAGACAAGCUCUUAGCUCCACUAUCAGAUAGUGAGGACACAACGUCACACUCUCCUGACACUGAUGAUGAAGACUCUAAAGAUGAUAAGACAUGUCACACUGACAACACUCACUUCACAUCUUCUCACUGUCACAAAACAUUUAAAUACCGUAGUAGUCUGAAAAGACACAUGAGAACACACACUGGAGAAAAACCUUUUUCAUGUUCAAUCUGCGGUAAAGAUUUUACUCAGAGGCCAGAUUUUAAAGUACACAUGAGAACACACACUGGUGAAAAACAUUUUUCCUGUUCAACCUGUGGUAAAGGUUUUACACACAGUAGCAAAUUGAAAAGACACAUGAGAAUACACACUGGUGAAAAACCUUUUUCCUGUUCAAUCUGUGGUAAAGGUUUUACAGAAAGUCAGAGUUUGAAAGUACACAUGAGAAGACACACUGGUGAAAAACCUUUUGUUUGUUCAAUCUGUGGUAAAGGUUUUACUAGCAGUCAAUGUUUGAAAAGACACACAAGAACACACACUGGUGAAAAACCUUUCCCUGUUCAAUUUGUGGUAAAAGUUUUAGAGAAAGUCGCAAUUUGAAAGUACACACGAGAACACACGCUGGUGAAAAACCUUUUCCCUGUUCAAUUUGUGGUAAAAGUUUUAUAGAAAGUCAGAAUUUGAAAAGACACAUGAGAACACACACUGGUGAAAAACAUUUUUCCUGUUUAAUCUGUGGUAAAGGUUUUACAGAAAGUCAGAGUUUGAAAGUACACAUGAGAAGACACCCUGGUGAAAAACCUUUUCCCUGUUCAAUUUGUGGUAAAAGUUUUAUAGAAAGUCAGAAUUUGAAAAGACACAUGAGAAGACACACUGGUGAAAAACCUUUUUCCUGUUCAACCUGUGGUAAAGGUUUUACACAAAGUCACGAUUUGAAAGUACACAUGAGAACACACACUGGUGAAAAACCUGUUUCUUGUUCAACCUGUGGUAAAGGUUUUACUGCAAGUCAGAAUAUGAAAAGACACAUGAGAACACACACUGGUGAAAAAUCACAUUCCUGUUCAAUCUGCAACAGAAGCUUUGGUGACCGAUCAACCCUUGUAAGACACAUGAGAAGACACCCAGGAGAGAAAGUGUUGAGUUGCAGUGUGUGUGGUGAAAGAUUGUCUUCUAAGUACCAGUGUAAGAAACACAAGUGUGCUGGUGAGAACAGCAGCAGCAAAUGAAACUGCAGGAUUUGAAAUAAACUGUCCAGACUUUCAUUUUGACUUUCUAACAACAUCAGCACAUAUAACAUGUGUGACAUUGUUGUUUGUCUAACAAUAUUUUUUAUAUGAUUCUACAUUUAUAGAUUAGAUAUUUUAUAUUAGUGCUUUUUUCAGUCAAGCACAUACAUUAAUAUGCAAUAUUGUGUACUUUUAUUAUAAAAUGGACAGAACAAUUUAAGUAAAAAGGUGGGAGUAAACAGUACGGGAAAUAUUUUACAUGCAAUAAACAUUUUAUGUGUGUGUGUGUAUAUAUAUUCUGUAUAUUCAACAUAUAAUUUUAGACUUAUUCAUAUGAAAUAUGAAAUUGUUACAUAUUUGUAUUUCUAAUUGUUAAUAAUCCCAUAGAUUAUCACCUUUAUAUGAUAUACAUAUGUACUGGUUCACAUCUGAAACAUCUUCUGGACCACUUCAGGAAGCAUGUUAUUAAUUACUUUAUACAUCGUUUCAACAAUACAAUUUUAAAAUGUGUGACUUUUUGAAUCAUCUGUUGGUUCUCUUUAAUCUAUUUUAUUCAUUAUUGUUAUUACUCUGUAUUAUGAUGAUUGUGUUGUGAUUAUUUUAUAUGUAUGUCCCCAGACCUUUAUGCAGUAUAAAAGUGAGAGAAAAUGGCAGAUUUAUUUGUGGAAGGAUGGCUAAGUUUUUACAUUUGUGGAUAUAUUAAAUAAAUCAAGUAUUGUGUUUUAAAUGUU